Molecule: messenger RNA, 318 nt
Organism: Entamoeba dispar SAW760
Lineage: Eukaryota; Evosea; Mastigamoebida; Endamoebidae
Exons: 3
Coding region: 1-318 (105 amino acids)
Source: RefSeq, a predicted model, not a curated record
AUGGUUGUGAUAGAGACAUUAUUUCAUGAUAUCCAUUAUAUUUUUAAUUACAAAAUUGUUGACUUUUUAUAUUUGCCAUGUGUAUUUAUUAGCUCAUUUAUUGAAAUUACUUUGAAAUAUCUUUAUUUUAUUUCUUAUUUCUUUAAUUUUUUUUAUCAAAAAGUAAUUAAUAUAACCACAAAUACCAUAAUACAGGUAAAAUGUUUAAUCAAUAUUAUUAUGAGAAUAAACAAGGUAAAAGAUAUAGAAGCAAAAGAUAUUACAAGAAAAGACAAUGAAGGAGAGACAAAAGAAAACAAGAAAAUAAUACAAAAAUGA